AUGGAAUCUGUGCCUGAUGAUUAUGCAAUGAAACGUGCUCGCUUGAGGCACAAGUACAUUCAAGCGGCGUCGCACCUUCUCCAAGUGCUAAGCUCCGAGGCAAAGGAUGCUUAUCAAAGUGAUGAGCUCACUAAGCUUGGGGUUUCCCUCGGGUCGUUUGACCCUAACUAUCAAGACUUCCUCGACACCAAAGCCUGUUUCUUCAAGCCUCUAUCCCCAGAUGCGCUUAAAGAGUACUCUCUCGACCUUGAAGGGCGGACUCUCUCCUACUACUUGAAGUUUGACGAGAUGUACGAUCGCCCUACGAGUGCGGAAAGUCCUUCCUCUUCCGAUGUUCUAGAGAAGAGAGCAGAUCAAAUCUUCAGACACCUAGAUCUUCUCUACACGAACUACUAUAAGAAGAGUGGGAGAGACGUCAAAUUUUUUGACGAAGUUGCUGGAUGGGACGAGAUCAAGCACGACAAUCCAUUCUUCGAUAGCGGAAGGGGACUAUUGAUUGAUUUCCGCCGCCGUGGAGCUCCAGGCUAUGAAACUAGUGCUAGGCGCGAGUGGCAGGGAGAGGAUAACGACAUAGAGACGAUUUGUGCCCACGUUAUGCUCGUGAUUUGCUCUGGCGCGAAGGCCAAGGAUGACGAAUUGCUUUUUAGUGAACUUGGCCCUAUCGCGCAGGUGAUCCAAAACCGCCUAAGCCAGAAGGAGUUUGAGAAUACAUCGUUCUUCCCGGUGCUAGCCGUCUCGCUCUUUGGGCCGCGCCACGGCCGCCUCCUACAGGCCAAAUUCGACCAGUCCAGUAUCUUGAAGGUCCAAAUCUCGCCUAUCUACAGCUUUCGAUACAGGGCCGAUGCUCCCUUCAAACUUUUCCUUCGUUACUACGGCUGCGAACCUCGAGCUGGUCCGGAGUCCGAACUCUACAGCGACGAGGAUACACCCACCCAGGCAGCUGAAACGGCCAUAAAAUCUCCAUUUCCCUAUGUUGACAAGAUCAGCUCCGCAGAGCCCGAUCGACGAAGAAAAGAGUAUUGUAUCGUAAACAUCUGA
This is a messenger RNA of Penicillium riverlandense, 1038 nucleotides long. RefSeq lists its product as uncharacterized. The transcript has 4 exons. The record is from RefSeq and is a predicted model, not a curated record. Lineage: Eukaryota; Fungi; Ascomycota; Eurotiomycetes; Eurotiales; Aspergillaceae. The coding region runs from base 1 to 1038 and encodes 345 amino acids.